Messenger RNA from Talpa occidentalis (Iberian mole), 7377 nucleotides. It is a transcript of the gene KIF16B, whose product is annotated as kinesin family member 16B. The transcript is spliced from 27 exons. The coding region runs from base 91 to 4125 and encodes 1344 amino acids. NCBI's taxonomy places the organism in Eukaryota, Metazoa, Chordata, Mammalia, Eulipotyphla, Talpidae. The record is from RefSeq and is a predicted model, not a curated record. Gene Ontology annotation, molecular function: phosphatidylinositol binding; microtubule binding; ATP binding. Gene Ontology annotation, biological process: microtubule-based movement.
GGGCGGGGGCCGCGUCCGAGUCCCGGGAGUCUCUGGGGCCUGUGGGCGCUGGGCAGCCGGGAGUCUGCGCCGGCCGGGCCGGGAUGAGCAAUGGCAUCAGUCAAGGUGGCCGUGAGGGUCCGGCCCAUGAAUCGCAGUAGACCCUGGCUACCACUCCACAGCAGUGCAGAGGUCUGGUUCAUCCCUCUUCCGGCAGCCCAGCACUCCAUGUGCAGGGAAAAGGACUUGGAAGCCAAAUUCAUUAUUCAAAUGGAGAAAAGCAAAACAACAAUCACCAACUUAAAGAUACCAGAAGGAGGUACUGGGGACUCCGGAAGAGAACGAACCAAGACCUUCACCUACGAUUUUUCUUUUUAUUCUGCUGAUGCAAAAAGUCCAGAUUAUGUUUCACAAGAAAUGGUUUUCAAAACCCUCGGCACAGAUGUUGUGAAGUCUGCAUUUGAAGGUUAUAAUGCUUGUGUCUUUGCAUAUGGGCAAACUGGAUCGGGAAAGUCAUACACUAUGAUGGGAAAUUCUGGUGAUUCAGGCUUAAUACCUCGGAUCUGUGAAGGACUCUUCAGUAGGAUAAACGAAACGACCAGAUGGGAUGAAGCAUCUUUUCGAACUGAAGUCAGCUAUUUAGAAAUUUAUAAUGAACGUGUGAGAGAUCUACUUAGACGGAAGUCAUCUAAAACCUUCAAUUUAAGAGUACGUGAGCAUCCAAAAGAAGGACCUUAUGUUGAAGAUUUAUCAAAACAUUUAGUACAGAAUUAUGGUGAUGUAGAAGAACUUAUGGAUGCAGGAAAUAUCAAUCGCACCACAGCAGCAACUGGGAUGAACGAUGUCAGUAGCAGGUCUCAUGCCAUCUUCACCAUCAAGUUCACUCAGGCAAAAUUUGAUUCUGAAAUGCCCUGUGAAACUGUGAGUAAGAUCCACUUAGUCGAUCUUGCUGGAAGUGAGCGUGCAGAUGCCACUGGUGCCACUGGGGUUAGACUAAAGGAAGGGGGGAAUAUUAACAAAUCCCUCGUGACUCUGGGAAAUGUCAUUUCUGCCUUAGCUGAUUUAUCUCAGGAUGCAGCAAACCCUCUUGUAAAGAAGAAGCAAGUUUUUGUGCCUUACAGGGAUUCUGUUUUGACUUGGUUGUUAAAAGAUAGCCUUGGAGGAAACUCUAAAACUAUCAUGAUUGCCACCAUUUCCCCUGCUGAUGUCAAUUACGGAGAAACCCUAAGUACUCUUCGCUAUGCAAAUAGAGCCAAAAACAUCAUCAACAAACCUACUGUUAAUGAGGAUGCAAAUGUCAAACUCAUCCGUGAGCUGCGAGCUGAAAUAGCCAGACUGAAAACACUGCUUGCUCAAGGAAAUCAGAUUGCCCUCUUAGACUCCCCUACAGCCCUGAGUAUGGAGGAAAAACUUCAGCAGAAUGAAGCAAGAGUUCAAGAAUUGACAAAGGAAUGGACAAACAAGUGGAAUGAAACACAAAAUAUAUUGAAAGAACAAACUCUGGCACUUAGGAAAGAAGGAAUUGGAGUUGUUUUGGAUUCUGAACUGCCACAUCUGAUUGGCAUUGAUGAUGACCUUCUGAGUACUGGAAUCAUCUUAUAUCACUUGAAGGAAGGUCAGACAUAUGUUGGUAGAGAAGAUGCUUCAACAGAACAAGAUAUUGUUCUUCAUGGCCUGGACUUGGAGAGUGAGCACUGUAUCUUUGAAAAUGUCGGGGGAACCGUGACUCUGAUACCACUGAGUGGGUCACAGUGCUCUGUCAACGGUGUUCAGAUCAUGGAAGCAACACAUCUAAAUCAAGGUGCCGUGAUACUCUUGGGAAGAACCAAUAUGUUCCGCUUUAACCACCCAAAGGAAGCAGCCAAGCUCAGAGAGAAGAGGAAGAGUGGCCUUCUGUCCUCCUUCAGCCUGUCCAUGACUGACCUCUCCAAGUCUCGUGAGAAUCUCUCUGCCGUCAUGUUGUAUAACCCGGGUGAACUUGAAUUUGAGCGGCAACAGCGAGAAGAAUUGGAAAAAUUAGAAAGUAAAAGGAAACUCAUAGAAGAAAUGGAGGAAAAGCAAAAAUCCGAUAAAGCAGAACUGGAACGGAUGCAGCAGGAGGUGGAGACGCAGCGCAAGGAGACGGAGAUCGUCCAGCGCCAGAUUCGCAAGCGGGAGGAGAGUCUCCAGCGCCGCAGUUUCCACAUAGAGAGCAGGCUGAAGGACCUGCUCGCCGAGAAGGAAAAAUUUGAAGAGGAAAGGCUGAGGGAACAGCAGGAAAUUGAGCUGCAGAAGAAGAAGCAAGAAGAAGAGAGCUUUCUCCGAGUCCAAGAAGAACUCCAACGCCUCCAAGAACUCAACCACAAUGAGAAGGCCGAGAAGAUUCAGAUAUUUCAAGAACUGGACCGGCUCAAAAGGGAAAAGGAUGAACAGUAUGCCAAACUCGAACUGGAAAAAAAGAGACUAGAGGAGCAGGAAAAGGAGCAGGUCAUGCUCGUGGCCCAUCUGGAAGAGCAGCUUCGAGAGAAGCAGGAGAUGAUCCGUCUCCUCCGGCGAGGGGAAGUCCAGCGCGUGGAGGAGGAGAGACGCGACCUGGAAGGCAUCAGGGAGUCUCUCCUGCGGGCGAAGGAGGCGCGGGUGGAGGGGGACGUUGGUGGCGAGGAGUUAGAACGAGCACAGCUGCAUUUCCUAGAGUUCAAGAGAAGGCAGCUGGUCAAAUUGGCCAACUUGGAGAAAGAUCUGGUCGAGCAGAAAGACCUCCUGAAAAAGGAGGUUGAAGAAGAACAGGAAAUCCUGGAGCGUCUCAAGUCAGAAAAUGAGGACAAAUUCCGGUUGUUGGGAAAGAAUGAUGAUAGUGUGGCAAAUGUUAUCCUGGUGGCUCAAGAUCUAGAGAAAAUAAAACCAGCAGAGUACAGGCUGCAAUAUAAAGAGCGCCAGCUCCAGUACCUCCUGCAGAAUCAUUUGCCCACCCUGUUAGAAGAAAAGCAGAGGGCCUUUGAAAUCCUUGACAGAGGACCUCUCAGCUUAGACAAUACCCUUUAUCAAGUAGAAAAAGAGAUGGAAGAAAAAGAAGAACAACUUGCGCAGUACCAGGCUAAUGCGAGUCAGCUGCAGAAGCUCCAAGCCACCUUUGAAUUCACUGCCAACAUUGCACGUCAGGAAGAAAAAGUGAGGAAAAAGGAAAAGGAGAUUCUGGAAUCGCGAGAGAAGCAGCAGAGAGAGGCGCUGGAGCGUGCCGUGGCCAGGCUGGAGAGGAGGCACUCCGCGCUGCAGCGGCGCUCCACCCUGGGCCUGGAGAUAGAGGAGCAGAGGCAGAAGCUAGCAUCUCUGAACAGCAGCAGCAGUGAGCAGUCAGGGCUGCGAGCCAGCCUGGAAGCUGAGCAGGAGGCUCUGGAGAAGGACCAGGAAAGGUUAGAACAUGAAAUCCAGCAGUUGAAGCAGAAGAUCUGUGAGGUUGAUGGUGUUCACACAGGGCAUCAUGGGACCUUGGAGGGGAAGGCUGCUUCUUCCAGCUUACUAUCCAGUGCUGAAAAAUCUCAUCUGGUCCCUCUGAUGGAUGCCAGGAUCAGUGCUUACAUUGAAGAGGAAGUCCAAAGACGGCUUCAGGAUUUGCAUCGUGUGAUUGGCAACGACAGUAAUACAUCAGCAGAUAUGACAAAGGAUAAUGAGAAACUUCACAAUGGUACCAUUCAACGUAAGCUAAAAUAUGAGCGGAUGGUUUCUCGCUCUUUGGGAGCAAAUCCGGAUGAUCUGAAGGACCCAAUUAAAAUUAGUAUUCCACGCUAUGUUCUCUGCGGGCAAGGAAAGGAUGAGCACUUCGAGUUUGAGGUCAAGAUCACCGUCCUAGAUGAGACAUGGUCGGUAUUCAGGCGGUAUAGUCGUUUUCGAGAAAUGCAUAAGACACUGAAGUUAAAAUAUGCAGAGCUUGCUUCCCUUGAAUUCCCUCCAAAGAAGCUGUUUGGAAACAAGGAUGAACGUGUGAUUGCUGAGAGGCGAAGUCACUUAGAGAAAUACCUCAGAGACUUUUUCAGUGUGAUGCUCCAAUCUGUGACGUCUCCCCUUCACAUCAACAAAGUGGGGCUGACCCUUUCAAAACACACCAUUUGUGAGUUCUCACCAUUCUUCAAGAAAGGAGUCUUUGACUACAGCAGCCACGGGACAGGAUAGAGCUGGAGGUGACAGAAGAUCUACCAAUGCAGUGCCUUCUCGUCGAAGUGGGCCUCCGAGACAAGACACACUUCCAGGCGAGGGUUGGGGUCUACCCCCUCCUGCUGCAGGCCGACACAAGCAGGCUUCCAGGACCACCUCACCAGUUCAUACCUAGUGCCUGAGUUUGGGAUUGGGAUGCUUGGCUUGCUGAUGGCGACCUUAAUGGGCAGCUCGUACUGUUCCAUGGCAGUUGAAUGUGGCCUUUUCCCCAUAGUGCUUUCUUCCUAUCGCACAGUGGAGUCUGUUCCCUGUGGCAAGAUGGAUGUGGCUGGAUUGACUUGGACUCUCUAAGCCAAGUCAACCUGGGACUUCCCAAAGUGGGAGACUUAACCAGACCUCCCUCAAAUGACUUUCAUCUGGUUUCCUCUCACCAGAAUACACUCUUAUUUUUUAUAUUCCUUCUAUAUGGCUGGCUGUAUCUCAAGAAAAGCAUUAUAAAUUAUUUCGUUGUAUUUUUUUUCUUUUUUCCAUCCUUUGAAUCAGAACUUUGUAUAAUACCUACACACUGAUGUUUACACAGAAUGUCGUAUUCUGCAAAAGGGAAUUUCUGUUCAAUCAUGACUGAAGUCCUCCAUGCUUGACAAAUUGGAUGUAGAUAACAUCACUUCAAACUUCUAUAAAUCCAUACAAAUAGAGUAUUUGUUAAAUUUUGAAUAUUUGAGAAAAUUUUCCCAAAUGUAAAUGGCUACUGUACAGUCUCAAGCUUUUAUUGCUAAGCACAAAAUGAACACAUAACUGAACGCAUACUUUUGAACAUUAUUUUGUUCACAUUUUUGUUACAGACUCUACUGGAUCUUUAGCUGAAAGGCCCGAAUUUACAGUAGUUUAUUAAUGAUCCCUUAAAUUACUCAGGAGUUAAUGUCGCAUUGCACAUCUAUCUACAGCAAAGCUGCUUUGUAUUACUAAAGAAAAAAAAUAUGUGUGGUAUAUAUUGAAAUGUAUAUAAUUCUACCUAUAGAUUUAUAUAUAUAUACACACCUGUAUAAUAGUUGUAUCAAAAUAUAUAAUCAUUCACACCAAAUUUAUUAAAGGUAUUUGCUUUUUUGGAAUUUAAAUUCAGCUGCUAUCAAUAUUAAAUGAAGUUAUGGAAUCUACCCUGUAGCUCAGUUUAAUUUUGUGACAUGAUCAUACCUACUGGUGUCUUUAAAAAUUUAAUGUGUUUGGAAAGUUACAUAAUGUAUAAUUCAGCAUUUGUGUUGAUAAGAUACAGUUAUAUUAAUGACUGAAGUCACAAAUGAAUGGGUAACAAAACCUGUUUGCAUUCACUCUUCUAGAAUAUGCCUGUACGACAGAACUUGAAUGUGAAAAAUAUGUUUAAAGAUGCAGUUAUCCUGCUAAGGGCGGGGGGAACCAUUAUCACACUAAUUGGAUAUCAUAGUUUAGCAUGAAAAAAAUGAGCACCCUUUUUUUUCAUUGCUGUAGGAAGGCUUGCUUUUGUCUACAGUUGUGAUUACAGGCAUGGGUUUAGGUGAAAUUACUACUGGAGAAUUUAAACCUAGAGAUUAAAGGAUAAAAGCUGGGAGAUAUUAAUUAACCAUAGGUCAUUUGCUUAAAAGGAAUCUAAGCACUAAAGUUUGUCCCUUGUUUGCUGAAUAAACUAAAUGAUUUUCUUCAACUGAGCAGAAAAUGCAUCCCCUGCCCUUUUGGAUCCGAGGACAUGCUCAUAGCAAGGGUUUCACUAAAAUCACGCAGGGCACAGUAAUAAUUGGCAAGGAUACAACGAUGCUUGUAAGAAGGGCAGGAAUCCUAAGAUCCUUUGAUUCCAGUAUUCAUCUUAAGUAAUUGGUUUGGAGUUUGGAGUUCACGUGCAGCUGGCUCUGGUGAAAGGCAGACAUGAGUCAUUUCACCUCCCUUCACCUCAGUCUUCACAUCUGAAAAUGAAGCUGUUGCAUGAAUAUCUCCUGGUUUCAUUUGAUCCCAUGGUUACAAGCAGAGGAAUAAUCUACUCCGAGUGGACCAGCCAGGGUCCUGGGGUGUGGGUGUCAAAAACAAACUUCUAGUUGAACUCAAAGGCAGCUUGAUUUGAAUAAGACAUGAGGAAGUAUUGAAAAGCCACUGAAGUCUCCUCUAAACAAAUAAUAGAAUUCCCUCCUGGCAUGAAGAUGGCAAUGGUGACAAAACUAAAGCUUCACUUUGUUAAUUUGCACUAAUUCAAAGGAAUUAAAAAAAAAAAAAACCUGGCACAUGAGCAUUUUAUUACUUUCGAGUGCAUCGAGUAAUGAAGUGAUACUCAACUGAUCCCAUUUUAUGCAAUUCAAGUUGAGGUGCUACCAACUUACAAAAUAUUUUGUAGGCAGUUUGACAACUAAGGAACUGAAACAGAAUUCUUGGGGUAGUUUUAACAUUCCCUCUUACAUCUCACACAAUGAAGGAUAUGCUUCAAAUUUGCUUAUAAUCACAGGUAGUAUAGGAACCUUCAGUUUAUCUCCCCCCAGACCUUGCUUCUUCUGAAUUGGAAAGAUUCAGAGUCAACCCUAUGAUUGAUUUAGGCAUGUAACCAAGUUGUGCUGACUCCCCAGUGACACCAUCUAGAAGAUUCUCAGGCCCAUUAAAUGGAGAUGUUUGGAGAUACUCGAACAGGGCAGUCUGGCCCCAGGACCACUUAUAGUUGAUUGCAGAAAGAGACAGUUCUGCUCAGUUUGGCUUCUGACUACCCACUCCAGGCUCUAGACAAGUUUGUGUUUUGUAGUCUGGGCAGAAGCUCUACAGCUUAUGGAUCCGUAGAACUGAAGUGUAACAGCUACAGAGAGAAUGCAGGUAGUAAUUCCAGCCUGAUAUAAGCAAGAAUUUUCACCAAUGUCCUCUUUCCAAACAGAAGUGUUGGAAAGAGGUUUUCAAAUACAAUCUCUUUACAGUUGCUUAAAAUGAUGCCUUUAGGUGUGAUGAGUUGAACAAUUCUGCCACCCGAGGCCCUCAGUUUCCCAUAAUCCUAUACCCCUGCAGGAUCAGGUCAGCCUUUGUUACUGGAAAGUUCUCUUUGUUUUUUUCAUUUUGAGUAAGGAAAGUUAAAUAGCUCCGUGGUGAAGUCAACUGCUUUAAUUUUAAUUAUCAUGACAGGUGCUUUACAUUUGGGUGCUUUACAUUUCAUAAAGACAAUUUAUGAAAACUCAUUCUUGAGAAAUUAAACCUCCUAAAGACAGGUCUCUUUCCAUGUGCAAGAAGAGGAUUUUGUUCGUAAUUUAAAAAAGAAAUUGUUUACAGUGCCUGUUC